Molecule: messenger RNA, 969 nt
Organism: Talaromyces stipitatus ATCC 10500
Lineage: Eukaryota; Fungi; Ascomycota; Eurotiomycetes; Eurotiales; Trichocomaceae
Product: hscarg dehydrogenase, putative
Exons: 5
Coding region: 1-969 (322 amino acids)
Source: RefSeq, a predicted model, not a curated record
AUGGCUUCUACUCAGCUAAAGACUGUGGUGGUGUUUGGAGCCACUGGUAUCCAAGGUGGAUCCGUUGUUAAAACUCUUCUGGAAGAUCCUCGCGCUGCUCAGCAGUUUAAAGUCAGAGCUGUUACCAGAGACCCAGCCAAACCUGCUGCCAAAGCUCUUCUUGAGCGAGGGGCGGAGGUUGUAAAGGCCGACCUUGAAGACAAAGAAUCAUUAAAGUCGGCUUUGACCGGUGCCUAUGCUCUGUUCCUGGUCACGAAUUUCUUCGACAAGAUGGACGCAGCUUUGGAAGAACAACAAGGGAAAAAUGUUGCUGACUUAGCCAAGGAGCUGAAUAUAGAGCAUUUCAUUUGGAGCAGUCUUCCAUACAUCUCUAAGAUCUCUGGUAACAAAUACAACGCCGCCACUCAUUUCGAUCACAAGGCAGCAGUAGAUGAUUAUAUCAAAUCCUUGUCUCUGCCAUACACUGUUGUGAGGCUCGCUAUCUACGGCUCUGAAAUUGUUUCAAAUUUUAUCACACCCUUACCAGUCAAUCCUCCUUCCUAUGGUCUUAUCUUCCCAGGAAAUGCUUCUGAGCGCACUGUGAUACCCAUUAUCAAUCCUGCUGCCGACCUUGGGAAGUUCAUAAAGGGCAUUCUCCUUAGCCCAGAAACGACAGUCGGACGUAGCUUCAAUCUUGCCGAGAAGCUAUAUACUCUUGGAGAAGUUACGGAGAUCUUGCGACGACAGGGAUUGAAAGUCUCCUUGCAGUGUAUAGAUAUGGCAACCUUCAAAGCUGGCCUUGCUGCAAAAGGAUUGCCAGAAAGUUUUCGGGUGGCCUUGCAACAUGUCCUCGAGUAUACGCUCGAGUUCGGAUUUUUUAAUGGAGAGAGUAUUGAUCAAGGUCUCGAGCUCCUCACGGAUCCGCUCACAUCCUUUGAAGACUUUGUCAAGGGAGACUCCAAGUUUGAGCAGCUUCUUCAAGAACAGUAA